Messenger RNA from Trichobilharzia szidati, 835 nucleotides. NCBI's taxonomy places the organism in Eukaryota, Metazoa, Platyhelminthes, Trematoda, Strigeidida, Schistosomatidae. The record is from the annotation of a GenBank genome assembly.
GUCGUUGUCAUGACAACAUGACAACAGAGUACCAUCCCACUUUUGAAUAAACGUACAUUUAGACGUUUUGUAUGGGUUAUUGACAAACUGAGCAAUAUUUUCUCAUAAAGCAAAAAUGUCGUUUCUGUUGCUAAUUCUUUUAUUAAAUGGUAUCUAGAAAACAGAAAUAUUACCAAUAACAAAACUUAUCAUUGUGUGUAAACUAUUGAAAUAUAAUUAUACUUUAUUAGAAAAAUAACUGUUUGGUUUAUUUAUACACCAGUUGUUCCUGCUCUCGUUUGUAUGGUUUUUCAUAUGACAAGCUGAAUAGAUACAUCUGACAGUGUUCGCUAAAUCCAAAAGAAAAACGCUUAUACGUAUGACAGAGAUAUUUCCUCAAGUAAUGACGAAUGAUGACUUUAAUUACAGCGUUUUGAAAAAGAAGUAUACUGUCGACAAGAUUAAAGAGGCACUUGAAUUUCUUGAUAAAAACCCAUCGAUACCACCAAAGUGGUUCGUUGGCAGCGCAGAGGCAAAAAACCUUGGCUUAGAUUUAUUAAAUGAUGUUUACAAGCUUUCAAGGAGAAGACGUAUUAAAGAACAUACAAAAAUGGAGGUGGGAGUAGUUGUGGACAAAGAUGAAAUUGGUGAUGUUGAGUCCAAGAGCACUGUGAUUCGAACGCCAUAUAUUCAAGAAGAAGACAAAUCAAAUUAUUGGAUUCCGAUUGAUGUGUUAAACACAAUUUCAAAAAAUGAGAAAGAAAAUUGUAAGAAUUCUGACAGUUGACUUUGUUUUUCUCUUUUUUGCAUUUAAUUAAUACUUUUUUACGGCCAAUAACUUUUAUCCUUCCAUCUG